AUGGUAGCCACGCUCCGUCUGAGCCCGCCCGCGGCCCCCGCGCCCGCUGUGCGCCCGCCCAGCACCGCCACACGCCGCACCGUGCGCGCCCGCGCCAUGAAGCGCCUGGGCGAGGCCGACCCCAAGGCGCAGUGGAUCGAGGAGAACUGCGGCUUCGGCGAGGUCACGGACAGGAAGCAGCUCGGGUCCUCGGGCUGGAGCUCGUUCAUCCGCUACGACACCGCCUCGGGCAACUCGCUCUUCGUCAAGACCUCAGGCCGCAGCGCGCAGGAGAUGUUCAUGGGCGAGGCCGAGGGCCUCAAGGCGAUGUACCACACGCACUCGAUGCGCAUCCCCAAGGUUUGGCACUACGGCGACUUGCCCAACGGCGGGAGCUUCAUCGUGAUGGAGUACCUCGACUUCGGCGGGCGCGCGAGCCAGGCGGACCUCGGGCGGCAGCUCGGGCUGAUGCACACGGCGGAGCCGCUGCACGAGGAGGCCAGAGCGGGCAAGUUUGGCUUUGUGUGCAACAACACAAUCGGAGCGACGCCGCAGCCGAACCCGUGGACCGACGACUGGGUGGAGUUCUUCCGCGAGCACCGCAUCCGCCACCAGCUGCGCCUCGCGGGCGACGCCACGCUGAGCAAGAAGGGCGACGAGCUUUGCCGCAAGAUGCAUAAGCUGUUCGAUGGCGUGGAGGUGAAGCCGUCGAUCCUGCACGGGGACCUCUGGAGCGGCAACAUCGGCGCCGUCGGCAACGAGCCGACCAUCUUCGACCCCGCCGUGUACUACGGUCACCACGAGGCAGAAUUUGGGAUGUCGUGGUGCGCGUCGUUCGGGGGCGAGUUCUGGCGGGCGUACCACGAGGUGGUGCCGAAGGAGCCGGGCUUCGAGGACCGCAAGGACUUGUACCUGCUGUACCACUACCUGAACCACUACAACCUUUUUGGUGGUGGGUACAAGUCCAGUGCGGUCCGCUGCCUCGACUCGCUGCUCGCGAAGCUGUGA
Messenger RNA from Pedinophyceae sp. YPF-701, 987 nucleotides. Lineage: Eukaryota; Viridiplantae; Chlorophyta; Pedinophyceae. The record is from the annotation of a GenBank genome assembly.